AUGGAAGGAACAGAGGAUAUUUAUGUAAAUCAAGGGUUGGCCCCCAAGAAGAGGGCCAAGAAGAAAGAGGCUCCAGCAGGUGGCCCAAGAUUUAGAGAGGAGGAUGAAUCUGACUAUGAGAACAUCUCUGUGGCAAGGAACCAGAAUGGUGCUCUGGAGCAACAAUCAAUGUCUAUCCAGUGGGCCUCUGCUGCUUCAGCUCCAAGCAAUUCCUCAGGACUCUCCUUAGUGCACAGAUCUAUCCUGUGUCUUUACCUCCUCCUGGCCCUGAAUUUCCUGCUGUGCAUUAUCCUGUUGUCUCUGGUGGUGGUGAAAGGCUCUGAUUUUUCCGAGGAGCUGAUGAGUGUGAAGAGUGAACUGUGGAAUGUCUCUAGCAUCCUCCAGGAGGAGCAGGAUAAUGCACAGCAACUGGAGACUAAGAUCAGUAAAAUAAAGGCAAUCAGUGAAGCCUCGGAUAAGAUGGUGAAACAAAUUAAAAAUGACCUGUCGAGCCAGAACCAGAUCCUGAAUCGUUUGAGUAGUGAAGUGGAAAAACUGGAGAAGGCUCAAAAAUCAGGACCAAGUCCUACCCAUUCAACUGGCUAA
Molecule: messenger RNA, 585 nt
Organism: Trichosurus vulpecula (common brushtail)
Lineage: Eukaryota; Metazoa; Chordata; Mammalia; Diprotodontia; Phalangeridae
Gene: MCEMP1
Product: mast cell expressed membrane protein 1
Exons: 7
Coding region: 1-585 (194 amino acids)
Source: RefSeq, a predicted model, not a curated record